Cucumis sativus (cucumber) is the source of this 1044-nucleotide messenger RNA. RefSeq lists its product as uncharacterized. The record is from RefSeq and is a predicted model, not a curated record. The transcript has a single exon. Bases 1 to 1044 code for a protein of 347 amino acids. Lineage: Eukaryota; Viridiplantae; Streptophyta; Magnoliopsida; Cucurbitales; Cucurbitaceae.
AUGAGAUUGAAGGAUUCAAAUAUAUUUAAGAUUAAAAAGUAUGUCAAAGUUCAUUCGUGUUCUCUUGAUGUUUUGAAUCGUGACCAUAGGCAAGCAAAAUCUUGGGUUGUUGGAGAAUUAAUAAAGUCAAAGUUCAAGGGAGUCGGUCGUCUAUACAAACCACGUGAUAUCAUAGAAGACAUGAGGCAAGACUAUGGCAUAAAUAUGAGUUCUGAAAAAGCAUGGCACGCUAGAGAAAAUGCGCAUGAACGAGUGCGCGGGUGUCCUGAAGAGUCAUAUAAUCUAUUGCUUAGAUAUGGUGAAGCUCUCAAACUUGCAAAUGUAGGUACAAUAUUUCACAUGGAACUUGAAGAUGAUCGUUUCUUCAAAUAUCUUUUUAUGGCUGUUGGUCCAUGUGUUCGAGGAUUCUUAAACUGCAUUAGACCGGUUAUAGUCAUGGAUGGAACAUUCCUUAAGAACAAAUAUCGGGGUCAGUUGAUAGUUGCUGUUUGCUUGGAUGGUAACAAUCAAAUUUAUCCUCUUGCCUUUGGAGUGGUGGACAGAGAAACAGAUGCUUCAAUACAGUGGUUCUUAGAGAAAUUGAAAGGUGCAAUAGGAGAGGUGCCUAAUCUAGGCUUCGUGACAGAUCGAAAAACAUGUUUUUCUAAGUGUAUUGCAUCGGUUUUUCCCUCCGCAUUCCAUGGACUUUGUGUCCAACACUUGACUCAAAAUUUGAAUGAUAAAUACAAGAAUGACACUAUAGCUACUUUGUUUUACAAUGCAUCUAGAACAUAUCGUGAAUCAACGUUCUCAGAAGCGUGGAGAAGUAUUCUUGCAUUUCCUAAUGAUUCAGGAAAAUAUUUAAACGAUGUUGGAAUAACACGUUGGUCUCGUUUUCACUGUCCAGGAAGACGAUAUAAUAUGAUGACAACAAAUAUAGCAGAGUCCAUGAAUUCUAUACUGAAAGAACCUAGAGAUUUGCCUAUUGCUUCAUUCCUUGAACAUGUUCGAGCUUUGCUACAACGUUGGUUUUGGGAGCGUCGCAAGAAGAAGGCAUUAAAGUGA